This is a messenger RNA of Acanthoscelides obtectus, 115 nucleotides long. Lineage: Eukaryota; Metazoa; Arthropoda; Insecta; Coleoptera; Chrysomelidae. The record is from the annotation of a GenBank genome assembly.
AAACAUGGCUUGAUCAAUUGCUAAGGUCCGAUCGCAGAAAGCAUACAUUGAAGAGGGCAGGAAACGCAGACGAUUUGUACAUUCUAAAACUCAAGAAAAUAUGAAGUAUCUGUGA